CCUCUUUGUUCUGUUUUAAGGCAAAGAAUACAACUUCCAUCACUCUCUCUUCCUCUCUUCCUCUCUCCCUCUCUCUCCUCACUCUCUCGCUUCUCUCUCUGAAACACCAAAACCCCGUGGUUCAUUCAUUCGUUCCGUUUCAAUCUUCUUCUUCAUCUCCACAAAUACCACAGAAAAUUUUCUGAUGGGUUUUCUUCGUCGCCAUUGACAAUGUUCGAUUUUCACUGCUUCCUUUACAUUCUGAUUCUCUGCAUUCCCAAACCCGCCGUGUUCACCGUCGUCGCCGCCACCGAAUUUGACUUUGGCACCUUGACUCUGAGCAGCCUGAAGCUCAUUGGCGAUGCCCACCUGAGCAAUGGGAGUGUGCGGCUCACCCGCGACCUCGCCGUUCCCAACUCUGGCGCCGGCCGCGUUUUAUACUCCAAACCCAUUCGCUUCCGCCAGCCUUCCUCCCCAGUCCCGGCGAGCUUCUCCACAUUCUUCUCAUUCUCCGUCACCAACCUCAACCCCUCCUCCAUCGGCGGCGGUCUCGCGUUCCUCAUCUCCCCCGACGACGUCGCUCUCGGCGACGCCGGCGGGUUCCUCGGCCUUCAGUCGGGUCCAGAUACUGGGUCGGGUUUUGUGGCCGUCGAAUUCGACACGCUCAUGGACGUCGAGUUCAAGGACAUCAACGGGAACCACGUCGGGUUGGAUCUGGACUCCAUGGUGUCGACACGUGUCAGCGAUCUUGAUGCCGUCGACAUCGAUCUCAAGAGCGGCGAUCUGGUGAACUCGUGGAUCGAGUACGACGGGUCGAGUCAGGUCAUCACCGUCUCGGUUUCAUACUCGAAUCUGAAACCCAAAGACCCGGUUCUAUCAUUCUCCCUCGAUCUAGCCCAGUACGUCAGCGAUUUUAUGUACGUUGGGUUUUCCGGGUCGACCCAGGGAAGCACGGAGAUUCACAGCGUCGAGUGGUGGAGCUUCAGCUCGUCGUUCGAUUCCCCUGUUUCGCCAUCCGGGUCGCCGUCUCCGCCGCCGCCGAGCACUACUUUGAUGAACCCAACUGCCAAUUCAGUAAAAUCUCCACCACCGUCAAUGCCGCCAAGUGGGUCUUCUUCUAGUAAUGCUAGCGGUACUAAUCAGAAGAACAGCAAGUCGUCUUCUUCCUGCCAUAACCAGCUCUGCAGAGAAGGUCCGGGAGCCGUAGCCGGAGUUGUCACCGCUUCCGCUUUUGUUUUGGCUCUGUUUGCAGGUGUUUUAAUCUGGGUUUACUCCAAGAAAGUCAAACAAGUCAAGAAAUCGGAUUCGAAUUUCGCUUCGGAUAUCAUCAAAAUGCCGAAGGAGUUCACUUACAGGGAGCUCAAGGCAGCAACUAAGUGCUUCAAUGCCAAUAGAAUCAUCGGGCAUGGUGCUUUCGGAACAGUCUACAAAGGCAUAUUAUCCGACACCGGCGACAUUGUCGCGGUGAAGAGGUGCAGCCACAGCAGUCAGGGGAAGAACGAGUUCUUGUCGGAAUUGUCGAUAAUUGGAACUCUCAGGCACCGGAAUUUGGUGAGGCUCCAAGGCUGGUGCCACGAGAAGGGCGAAAUUUUGUUGGUGUAUGAUUUAAUGCCGAAUGGCAGUCUCGACAAGGCAUUGUUCGAGGCAAGAACGCCGCUGCCAUGGCCGCACCGGCGAAAAAUUCUAUUGGGAGUUGCCUCUGCUCUGGCCUAUUUGCACCAAGAAUGUGAAAAUCAGGUGAUCCAUAGGGACAUUAAGACCAGUAACAUAAUGCUGGAUGAAGGGUUCAAUGCCCGGUUGGGGGAUUUCGGUUUGGCGAGGCAAAUCGAGCACGACAAGUCGCCAGACGCCACGGUGGCGGCCGGGACAAUGGGGUACCUGGCGCCGGAGUACUUGUUGACAGGCAGAGCUACUGAGAAAACGGAUGUGUUUAGCUUUGGGGCGGUGGUGCUUGAGGUGGGGAGUGGGAGGAGGCCAAUUGAGAGGGAGGUGAGUGGGGUAGGAAAAGCAGGAGCGUGUAGUAAUUUGGUGGAGUGGGUGUGGGGAUUGCACAGAGAUGGGCGGUUGUUGACGGCGGCGGACCCGAGAUUGGAGGGGCAAUUUGAUGAGGGGGAGAUGAGGAAGGUGCUGCUGGUUGGGCUGGCGUGCUCACAUCCUGACCCUAAUUGUCGGCCAGCAAUGAGAGGAGUGGUUCAGAUGCUGGUGGGUGAAGCUCAAGUCCCAAUUGUGCCAAGAACGAAGCCUUGUACAAGUUUCAGCACUUCACAUCUUUUGUUGAGCUUGCAGGACAGUGUUUCUGACUGCAAUGGCAUGAUCACCAUCUCCACCUCCUCCUCCGAACUCAGCUUCGGCGCCGGCGCCGGCGGUGAUCACAUCGUUUGAUUAAUUAUAAUAUCUAACGGUGUAGAUUUAAUUUGAUAUUUAAUUUGUUUUUUGUAUGUAAUGAGUCUAAUGACACAAUAACAUGCAAAGGGUUCAUUAGGGACUUAAUUAGCUGCAAAUUUUGGUACUGAGUUUGUUUAUAUACAUACAUGAUUUAUACUCUCUUAAGUACGUUUAACAUGUGUCUAAAUGAUUUGUAACUCAAGUAAUUAAGAGUAUUCACUUUUGCAUUUCAA
Molecule: messenger RNA, 2597 nt
Organism: Malus domestica (apple)
Lineage: Eukaryota; Viridiplantae; Streptophyta; Magnoliopsida; Rosales; Rosaceae
Product: L-type lectin-domain containing receptor kinase VIII.1-like
Biological process (GO): defense response to oomycetes; protein phosphorylation
Cellular component (GO): plasma membrane
Molecular function (GO): protein kinase activity; ATP binding; carbohydrate binding
Source: RefSeq, a predicted model, not a curated record